Aspergillus nidulans FGSC A4 is the source of this 1302-nucleotide messenger RNA. Its product is annotated as serine hydrolase domain-containing protein. Bases 1 to 1302 code for a protein of 433 amino acids. The record is from RefSeq and is a predicted model, not a curated record. The transcript is spliced from 6 exons. NCBI's taxonomy places the organism in Eukaryota, Fungi, Ascomycota, Eurotiomycetes, Eurotiales, Aspergillaceae.
AUGGAAGCCCUUGACAGAAUCCUUGAGAAGGCUACAGACCCGACGUCGGGCAUCCUACAUGGUACUGUUUUCAUCGCCGUCGACAGAUCAGCUAAGAUACCAGGCGAAACAAUCUAUGCGCGCGCAUCCGGUGUGGAUAGCGUCGCAACUGGCGCAGAAGCAAGCCCAAAACCGCUCCAGCUAAAUUCGCUGUACUGGGUCGCGUCGAUGACGAAGCUCGUCACGGCUGUUGCGGCUGCACAGUUAAUUGAAAGGAAAAUUUUGGAUUUGGACAUGGAUGUCAGGAAGUACGUGAAAGAGCUGGAGGGAGUCUCAGGGAAGAACAGCGCACACUUUUUGCGGGAGUAUGGUAUUUCAGCCCUGUUUCGUCCCAAAUCCACCUUGCUUGCAGGGUCCGGAGCUGAUGGUGCUGAGCAGGAAGGCUAUACACAUCCCCUUCUCUUUCAACCAGGGACAUCGUGGGGAUAUGGAGCUGGCCUUGACUGGGCCGGGGUGUUGGGUCUACUCAAGAUUGAGCGCGUAACAGGGGUCCGACUGUCAACAUACAUAGAAGAUAAUAUCUUCUCUAGACUCGACGCAUCAUGCACAUCGUUUCUGCAUCCUAAUCAACAACCCCAGGAUAAGACGCCGCCUCCGCUCCUGGAAAUGGCCUACCGCACCACCCCCAGCCCCAGCAACCGCAACAGCAAAGCGACCAAUUCCUCAUUCACCACUCCCAACCCCGUAUUGAAGCCAAUACCAUUCUUGCAGGCAGGCCCCAUCAUUCUCACGUAUCCGCUCUCCCACGAUCUCGGCGGAAUCGGCCUCUUCAGCACGCCCGCCGAUUUUGCAUCGCUUUUGGCAUCUCUCCUCCGUGAUGGUGACCGUCUAUUCGCCAGAGGAAAAGACAGUACGGAUCUCCUCUUAGCGCCGCAGUUAUUCUCUGAAUAUCCCAAGGCAGGGAUUGCGCUUCCAGCCGGCCUGGGCAGGCAGAUGAAGAGGAUUUUCGGGGUCGGAGUCGACGCCAGGUAUAGCACAGUAAAACAACCGGUAGAACAACCGGAAUGGAUCGACCGCAAAUCAGGUAUAGCAGCAGCGCUGUUUACGCAGCUGAUGCCGCCGUCCGAUGAGAAGGUUACAGGGCUUUUGAUCUCUCUUGAGGAGGCGCUUUAUGCUGCCGUUGGAAAUAGAGAAGGGAGUAUGGAUCAGACGGUUGAUCGGGGAUUCCCACACCGAUGUCUCUUCACCAUAAUCUUGUACCCACCGCGAAUCACCACUGGCAGUAUCUCCACAGGCAACCAAGUAGCUGCAGAGUUAGGAUGA